UGUUACGAGUGUAGUAUUAUUCAACUGCAUCCCUGAUCCUUGGGGGCCCACGGGAACAUAACCGCCGUUACGUGGUGGACGAUUUUCGCUCUCUCUCUCUCUCUCGCUCUGAUUCUCAACCGAAGCAGAAUUCCCUCGUGCAGAAGAAGCCAACCACCGGAAAACAGAACCGACAGUAACAGCAGCAACGCGCCAAUUUCCUAACAGUUAUAGAUACCAGUGGAACCCGCCAGGAUCAGCUCAGUUUCCUACGAUCUCUCGUCCUGUACGGAACUAACACGGAAUCGAUGCACACACGAGUUUCGCGUUCGAGAACGGAAAAGAAAAGACGAGGACAGAGGGCUUCCGGAAUCGUUUGGCAGUGAGUUCCGUUUGAGUGUGGUGAAACAUAUCCGGAGAGCGGAACGCAACACGAAGCGCAGGAUAUUACCGAACAUACCGUCACAUGUGGCACUAAAUAGUGGCUUUGCGGAAGGCAUUCACCUGGAAUUAUCCAACAAUUAAACUCUGCUUCCGUUGACGGAUACAGUGAAGUGUGAUACAAAACUGUGCCUGCCAGCGGCGUCGAAUAUGAACUGAUUAGGUACAAACUAAUUGGGUUUUGUUCCUGGGUGAGAAGAUCCGUUUUGUGUGACCGUGUAUGACAAGAGACAGUGGAUUUGCUGAAUUGGAUUAAUAGUUUUGCUGGAGUGUCCGGAUUUGCUGAUGCUGUAGUGGAUCACAACGUUCCACUUGUCCCAAGGAUAGCUAAUCGGAUGGCCAACCUGGUUCACAACGGUUGAACGUAUCGCCGUACCCGUUUCGUAAGCUCCCGCGAAAUCCAAGCCCACAUUUCCAAAAAGCCACCAAAUCUACCCCGAAGACCGCUAAUCGACCGUAAUGUCGAAACGAACCAACGCGGCAAUUCUGGUCGUCCUGUUCGAAUUCAUCGCACUCAUCAGUGCUAAUGAUGAGCUCAGAAACAGGUCGACAAUUGCUCGUGCCUUGCAGUUUCCGGUGCUCCUUCAAGAUGAUCAGCUGCGGUGGUCAUCGAAUAUGAUCACCUCCCUGCAGACGGUCGGUGCCAUGAGUGCCAGCGUGAAUGACGAACUGCUCCCAGACAAAGACGAUGUCAGGCAGCCCCAUCUGCACGGGGACUCUCUCAAUACGGUUGUCAACGUCAGUGCCCUGUGGAGCAAAUACCUCUCCCAGUCUGGAUAUUGGGGUCCACCGAUCGAAGAUGCCAUGCGGGACCGAAUCCGUCCUUUCUGGUUGCAGUUCGAGCCCCCAACGGCCCAAGCUCACUUCAUCAUUGGGGCCGCCUUCUUCCUAAUGACCCUGAUAGGCCUGACCGGCAAUUUUCUGGUCAUCGUAAUGUUCUGCAAGUUCAAAUCGCUGCGGACACCUGCCAACUAUCUGGUCAUCAAUCUCGCCUUUGCUGACUUCCUGAUUAUGUUGGAGUGCCCGAUAUUCGUGUACAACAGCUACUACCAGGGGCCGGCUACCGGAAACCUGAUGUGCACGGUGUACGCCAUGUUAGGAGGCCUCGGAGGAUCCGGUGCCAUCCUAUCGCUAACGAUGAUUUCCAUCGAUCGCUACAAUGUGGUCGUCUAUCCGUUGAACCCGAACCGAUCAACCACCCGGCUAAAGGUGGUCUUUAUGAUUGCGUUUAUCUGGAUCUACGCAGUUACAUUCUCGUGUAUUCCGGCGCUAGAAAUUGGUCUGAGUCAGUACACUCCGGAGGGUUAUCUAACGGCUUGUAGCUUCGAUUACCUGGAUCGACGAUGGGAUGCCCGUGUUUUUAUGUUCUGUUACUUCCUUUUUGCCUGGGUCGUGCCCUUCCUGACCAUCUCAUACUGCUAUGUGGCGAUCCUGCGAGUAGUCAUCGGUUCAGGUAGCAUUCAAUCGAGUAAAAACAAGAACAAGACUGAGAUCAAACUGGCCAGUGUGGUUAUUGGAAUCAUCGGUCUGUGGUUUAUUGCGUGGACGCCGUACGCCGUGGUGGCCAUGAUGGGUGUGUUCGGUUACGAGAGCAUGUUGACUCCGGCGAUUUCGAUGAUUCCUGGUAUGUUCACGAAAAUAGCCUCUUGCAUCGAUCCGUACUUCUACGCAAUGAACCAUCCACGCUAUCGCCAGGAACUGCGCCGCAUGUUCGGAAAGAACCCGCAGAUGCCAACCUCACAGGCCUCCCGUUAUACGCGGGGCAACUCGGAGGCUGGCAACAGUGAACGGGUUGAGCUCGGACCGACAGCAGCCGACGAAACUUCGCUGUCCGUUUCGAUCGAUCUAGCGGAAAGCAGGAACAACUAGGGCCGGCGCUUUGCCCGGUAGCCCAUCCGGUUAACCAACAGGACGACGUCCGGGAACGAUGAAACUGUGUUGUAAGCGGGAACAGGAGAGGAAAGAAAUCAAACCACCAAGUGCCUUAUUGUGAGAAUAUCAUAGUGCUGUACAUACUUGAUGAUUGAAGAAUGAUUGGUAAACCUUUAAGGUCUGUCGAAAAAAAAAACAAAAUUUCUGUGUUAUGUCAUAUACAAAAGCUAGGUAAAGCUUACGAUUCUAUUUCACUUUGUUUUGACAUGGGCAGCUUUUGUUUCGGUAGACCAUAACUGACAUAUUCAAAACCAAAGUCACUGCUUGUUAUGUAUCUUACUUAAAACUCAUUCUCUUACCUUGAAUUUCUGUAAGAAUUUAACCUACCAAUUGUCGUAUUCCUUAAUAUCGUGGCGCGGUUCACUGGGUAACAAUGAUAAACCGUUCUUUAUCUCACGAAUCACACCGUCUAUCUAGAGAUGAUAUUGGAUGAGGUAAAUCUCUCAAAAAUACCUUUUUUGAUUAGCCAAUCCAUCAGCAUAUCUUUUAGAACUUCGAAGCAAAAGGAAACUCUUUGUGCCGGAAAGUACACAAGAAAUGAAAACAAUUGCUGAAUGGAAAAGCUUAUCCAGCUAUGUUUGCAGAGGUUUAACUUCUCACCCGUGGAAGGCUGCAAAGUCUCGUAUCACACGCGCGUGGUUACUCCUAGCAACGUCGCUGAUUCCAGCGCACCGGAAAACUAGAUGGUGCGGAAUCCGUCGUUAAUCCAGUUGCUCUCCCGUGUGUCCUGCUGCGGUCCAGUUGAUUGUCAGCUCCGUUCGUUUCACUGUUUGAAUGUAGAAUGAGUUUGAUUACCUCGAACUACUACUUUUAUAACUGGCUAGCGUAGUCUUUUCUAUUCUGGUUACCUCAGUAACCGUAGAAUAUGCAUCGCCUGCUACGUACGCAAGUUUUUCAGCUGAAUAAUGGAUGAAUGAAGAUAGUCUUGCAGAGACAUUUUUCUCCUUUUGAAAUAAUAAAUUUCUUUUCCUUGUUCAACAAAUAUAAUAAUAUAUUUUUCGAAUUCAAUUCAUUCAGUUUAUUACGAUCAUCGUUAUUAUCAUUAUUAUUAUUCAAUGCAACCCUACACCAUUGACCCGGGUUGGUGGUUCAAUGUAUAGGGCGAUGGUCUUACAAGCCAGUUGUCGUAUGUUCGAGCCCCGACCUGGAAGGAUUCUUAGUGUCAGUAGGAUCCAUAGAACUAGCCAUGCAAUGAUUCUGUACACUAAGAAUCGGCUGCAAAGUCUGUUGAAACAGAAAGGCCAAAUUCCACAAAAGGAAUGUAAUGCCAGGACUUUGCUUUGCUACACCAUUGUUCGGAAGCUGCCGAAUAUUAUCAUGGAUUAUACAAAAUGGUUUAAAUUUUCAAUUCCGUCUGCUCUUUUAAGGUGUAUAAAUUUCAAUUCAAUUUACCGGUAAAUUGCAAUAAAACUCUACGCGAAAAUUCGUGAUAUUAGCUCACGGUUCUUUUUGAAAUCGUUCCAUGUUAUAUAGUAUUCGCAAAUAGAACACACCUAUGUACUUGGAACGAAAUCAUAGACCAAUAUAUCGCUAGUAGUGGCGUUAUUGAAGUGUUGAGCAUGAAUUUUUCCUGUCCUAUAAGACAAUUUAUUUUGCACAGUAAAGGCCCCUAUUCACGUUCAGUUUUACGGACAGUUUUUCGUUAAGCUGUGCCGAAACGCGUCCCAAGUAGCCAACAUUGUUCUAAUACUGAAUUUAUCAACUCUUCUCGCAACGAUUAUGCGAUUGAAAAAGCGCACUUUUCUUGUAUGAUAUGCAACAAGUUUCUUGUUUCAUAUGUUUCACAACAGUAAGAUUUGCUAAGUGGAAACCGGAAUUGAAACUGCUAAAAUGAGCUUGUCGAACAGUCAGAUGAAAAAUCGAAUUUGGAACUUAAUCCAUUCAGGUUUUUGAGUUGGUUUCAGAAGCAGUAAUAUGAAUGAAUUUUACAUCCCUUACAAAAACGUGUUGAAUCAAUUGUCUAACAUAUCUAACAAAAAUAACCGAUUUUAAGCAAUUGUGAAAUAUGCCAAUUAUAACAAGUUUUAAUUGCUAUUUGAGGUUUGUACCCAAAUCAUAAAUUUGAGACGGAAUUCUUUACGAUUCCUCAAUGAAUUCCGAUUCAAGUGUCGGAAUCGAAAGAUUUCUAGUCGCAAUCGGUUGUUGAACUUCAGAAUCCAUUAGGAAAUCGUAAUAUAAUUCAUUCCAAAUUUCAGACGAUUUAAUUGGGUUAAUUUCCCCAUUUCGUGUAGCCAGAAAACAGCCCAUGGCAUUUCGAUUGAAACUACGAACAACUGUGAAAACAGUGCAGGGCAAACGCGUAAAAUCCAAAAUGGAAGUAUUCUAAGAAAAACUUACUGGAAUAAUGAAUAAUAAAAUGUAAACAAGGUUUCGUCGACUGUUGUCUCAGUUUAAUCACUAUACCGAUUAUGCCGGGUCUAAGAUCGCAGGACUGUUUAUCGCCGAAUACCGGAUAACUUUAAUGCAUAACUGACAGACUGAAGGUAGAGCAUCGGUUAGAUAGUUUGGGUGAAAUUAAGAAAACUGUUUUUUCUAUGCAGAAUUGUAAAGAAGCCAUCAUAACAACAGUUAGAAAAGAAUAAAGGAAUCAUUCGUGAAAUACUAAAAUUAGUUCACAGUUUGUGAUAGAUUGCAUGAAAUUCAUCCUCCAAGAGGAUAUUUAUGAACUCCUGUCAACUCCUCUGAAAGACGAACAGAAAAACUUACCUUUUUUCACUAAAAAACGAAUCAGAUGCACACAUGAAUAUAACUCCGAUUAAUCUAGAUCAGUGAAGCUUUUUAAAAAUAAUUGUUUGAGAACGGUUUAGAAAAAAUGAUGUAUUGACAAGCUUAUAUAGAUCUGUGGGAAGAUUUCUAAUAAAUCUAAUAUUUUCAAAAAUCUUCUAAAAUAAAAAGAUAUGUUUAGAACGGCAAUCCUUUCAUUCGAGGUAAGGAUAAGAAAGAAAAGAAAAGUUGGCAGUUUAUUGGAUGAUUCGAAGCACGGUUUGAAUAACUUAGCCCUGCAAAGUCACAAAACAACGUAACUAUAUCCAAAGCUAAUAAAAGUCAUUUUGAGUAACUCAAGUCAACGACAUAAGCGGAACAGUAGUUUCAAAAUUGUAUUUUUUUUUUCAUUUACCCCUUCAAUCAUUUUCAGUUUUUGGUGAAAAUUUUGUACUAGAACCGAUAAUGACAGGAAAGAUUUGAAUGUUGGUGGUUUCCAAAUUAAUUAUUUCAAUCUAUCAUAUUUUUGAAACCAUGAGAAUUGAAAGACGGUACUUUGGCUCCAUCCUAUCACAGAAAAACCAGUGACGCCGGCAUUGAUACUCUCUUUUGUUUCAAUGAGAGACAAAAAUUGCUUCGUCCCUCUUCAUUUGUUUUCGAUGUGAUCAUUUACAAAUGAGACAGUAAAAAGGCAAGUGGGUAGUGUCACAGACAGACCUGGAGGAGGGAGUGAAUACGCAAACUAUUUAUUUUGUAUUAUUUAAUUGUUUGAUAGAAUAUGUUUGUCGUCAAUAAGAACUACCGUUACAAUUCUGGAAGCGAAGCAAUAGAAGUUGCAAAAUUCACACAAUCUUCUAAUACGAACGAUUAUCUAUAGUCGGAAGUGUGAAAUACGCAUGUCAGUUUUAUUCGUAUUCAUAUUCCUAUAUUUCCUCAUGUUAUGUUUGUGACAUUUUCCACCCGAUUUUUAUUUUGUCCUUUGGGAAUAUUGAAAUGGUUCUAAAUAAACCGUUUUAUGGAAUUUUACAAUAGUUGAAUCUUUUUUGCCAUCAUUUAGUUCAAUUUCUGAAUCCUGAGACUGUUGGAUUCUAGAACUAAUUUCGAAAUCUAGCACAGGUUUAGAAUUCAGUUGCUAAAAUCAGGAAUCCGGACUCCAGACCAAAAAAUCAGGUCAUAGACUUGAAAUCUCUUUACUUGAAUGCCGAACCUUAAUAAAAGAACUGAAUCCAGAAUCUAACUUCAGAAUCCAUGUUUCGAAUUUGGGUCCACCAUACAGGUUAUGAUUUCUGGAGAUGAAUUCUGAAACCUAAUUCAGAAAUUACUUUACUGGUUAAGAAACCAAUUCUAAAAUUCUGAUUCGGAGUUCAUAUAUUUGAAUUUGUUCAUGAAGUUGAAAUCCUAAAUCAAAAUUGUGGAUUCGAAUUCCGAACAUAAAUUAGGUAACUUUAAUCGAUUUCAAAAUAUAGUAAAAAAACAGUUUAAAAGUCAUAGUUUAUUAUUCAGAACCUGUUAAUCUGGGACUCAAUUCUGAAGCUGAGUUUAAGUUUAAGAAUCAGGUGGACCAAGGCCCAAGCUCUGCAUUCAGUUCUAGAAUUUAAUCAAAAAUCCAGUUCCAGUUGAGUUUGAGAAAACUUAGUUUAUGAGUUAUUUAUGGUAAUCUCGCACUAUUUAAAUUUUAAUCACUAAUUGACGAUCAUAUUUCUGCAGGUAUGUAACAAGAAUUAUGUUGCUACGUUUAGCACUAAUCGAGAUAUUUACGACUAAGGUCUACUCAUUCUUUCACACGGUGAAUUUUGACGGCGCCCCAUUAGGUUUUGCACGAACAUGACAUAACCUCACAAAAAUGAACAGAAUGAACUUUUUUUGACAGUCGACGUGUACUUGUUUACAGUUUAAAAAUUCAUCAGAAGUUCAUCGGUCGAAUGUAAAAAUUGCAAGUCGCCUCACACUCAACAGGUUCAUACAUAUAUCGCUCCUAGAUGCUGGAAACACAUACAGGGCAAUCUUUUUAGUUAUUUUCACUGUGGAAUACGUUUUCAACAGACACUUUUUCGUCAUUUUUUCAAUUUUUAACUUGCAGUCGCAAAACAAAACAAGUACACGGCAACUGUCAAAGAUGAACUUGAUUCAUCGGCAAUUCAUUUAUGUCGUCAUCGUGCAAAACCUAAUAGCAAAGUAAGACGUAUUCACGUCAAAAAUGAACCUGAGGCUAUUGGCACAUUGCCGCAAAGCUGAUUUACCGGUAACGACACCUGCCAGUGAAAAAUGGAACCAAGAAAAGGAGGAUUCUUUCGGAAAUUUUCAUAUCGGCAGUAGUGAUUUGCAACAUUUUUAUCGUUUAUUCAAGAGUACAAAUAGAUAUCAGCAAUAAAAGUACACAGAAAAUCGAUUUCAAAGUGAUUACUACUACUUUUUCUAGUGUAAACUACGAUUAAACAUGGAAAAUCUUCAGAAAUGUGUGAAAUUGGGUAAGGUUAGGUUUUUUUCGGAUCAACAUUUUUUUAAACAGAAACCAGUGUAAUGUUGAUUUCUCGAGUACUAGAAUGUAUAGCGAUCGAGUACUAUUUAUUGUGGAUACUUUAUCUGUCAUUCCCAGGCAUUUGAAAAAUGCUAUCAAACCAAGUUUAAUGCUCUAUUCUGAAUAACCGGUAGAUUUCGCACAAUGAACUAAGAUCAACAUUACCACCUCAGAGUAAAAACUUUUUCUUCAACUUCUACUAUGAUUUUUCGAAUUAAUUUGGCCGUUUUCAUAAGAAAUCGUUGAAAAGGGGGAGUAAUUAAAAAUUUUCCUUCCGAUUAGACAGCUCUUGCCGAAAGUAUCAUCUCUAAACAAGCAGCACCUCUACAUUUCAGUAUUGCGACAAUAUGUUUCCUUACUUUGUUGUUUCGAUGAUAGAGGUUUUAACCUUAACGUCAUUCGCUUCUUGAGAACCACUGCUCUAGAUUCUGAAUUAUUGUAGAGAAUGAAACACGUGAUGUUGUCAUCGGUUGACGAAAAAACUCUUGCUUGAAAAAUACAAGCUGUCAUAGCAGGCGUUGAAUCAUUCUACAGUACACUCCAGAAAAUAUUAUGGCAAAAGUUACUACAUGGAAGGUCAAUUUCACCAUGCGAAUGUAAUGGUUUUCAACAAACAACUGAUUCAGAUUAUUUCAACAAGUUUAUUUUUACUAUAAAUAGUUUUGACUCUAGAAUGAGAAUGAAUAAAACAUGACUGCAUCAUUUUUUUUACAUUGUGCUUUCUGUUAUUUUCGACAUUUUACUUCUAGUUAGCGUUCUGGUAGUAAAAUUCUAACAAUAAUAUAAACUUUCAUAAUCAGCAAAAGUUCUUUACUAAUUUGCAAAGUUUCAUGAAAUUAGAGAAAGAAAAUAUUUUGCGAACAUGUUAGUUAAUACAUGAACUAUGAAAUAAAAACUGUUGUUGCAAAAUAGUCACCUUGCACUAAAAUGUGGUGAAAAGGAAGUGGUUUUGGUGUUCACAUCCGAAAUUUUUAUUAUUAUAAAUUUUUACUCAUGUGCUUUUAUUUAAACUGAUAUCAAAAUAUCACCAAAAAUUUUUCUUGUACCAACUUCAGGAAAUCAUACGACAUUCAACAGCACACUGGACAUACAGGUCUCCGACGGUAUUUUAAACAGGUUUAAGGUAAAUGCCGUUUCAUGACUUUAAACAGCAGUUUAAAAACAUGCACUGAAAUAAGCAAAUCCUUCCGUGACGAUGCUGAUCGAAAUAUUCGCCCUUAUUCUGAAUAACGUCGUAUCGUUUUUUCCCUCGUAUUUCAUUUGUAUUCCCAAUAACGCUAGCAAAAUCAAAGGUAGCUAUGAUUCGAUCGAACCACAUUCGAUCGAAAAAUCAAUACGUCGUUAUUCAGAAUAAGGGCGAUUGAUUAUAAGUAUGGCUUGCAAGACUAUUAACUAUUAUUGUUUAUUUCUUGUUAUAACUGUUUCAUUUUAACGACUAAGUAUAGUAGUCAAUUUUUUUUUCUUUUUAUGCGAUAUUCACCUAACCAGAGACCAUUUUUGUAGAAACAGAAAAUGAAAAUUAUAGAAUGAUAGUACUCAAGGGAUAGCAAGGAUGUAAAUAUAUAGAACGGAAUAGGUCACGUCUCUCCUUUUCCGUUCUACAUAUUCACAUCCUUGCUCUCCCUUGAGUACUAUCAUUCUAUAAUUUACAUUUCCUGUUUCUACAAAAAUGGUCUCUGGUUAGGUGAAUAUAGCAUAAACAGAAAAAAGAAAUUUUGUUAUAACCUUUUACCUUGUACACCGAAUUCGUCCAAAUUUUCAUUGCACGCGCAUUGUAUUUAUGCGUUGUUUGAUCCUAGCUAUUUAAACUGUUUAUAGAUCCGAAUGUGAUCAAAAGAAGCCCUAGUUUCUAGUCGUUUAUACUAAAACUUGUAAUGGAACAAGAAAAUUAUAAAACCAGCUGACGCUAAAUAUUUGCAGAUAUUUUAUUUCACAAAGAAUUAUUUUUGACAUUUUCCUUGUAUCACCAUCCCAAACACAAUCUAACAACAACAACAAACGUUUUUUAUUUCACUCGUUGACAAAUGGUGGUGACAUUUGAAAGAAUUAUUAGCACUAUUCCAUAUUUUAAGUCCGGAACGGCAAUAUAAUGCUUGUUUGUACAAUUUUAGUGAUUUGUAUUCAUGGAAAUCAUCGGUCCAAUGACCUAAAUGAGAUCUUCGGCAGUGUUUCUGUGAAAGACGAAACAGUUGUAUGCACAGUUGGGUGCCAAUAUUUUUGGGUCAUCUCUAAUUUCGUAAAGCGGUAAGGCUCAAAAGCUUAAGCAUCUUAACAAAAUUCCUAUGCAAAAUUUUAACGAAAUCGGGUAUGGAAAAGCGUUUGCAUCUAUUUCCAUGCACAUAUCUGGAGCAGGCAAUUAAACAUGAAGUUACUUUACAAUGCUGCACGUUUCAAUAUAAUUUAAUCGCGAAACCAAGCGUUGAUUGAAAGAUACAGCUCUAUUCAUUGAAAAUCCAAUGCAAUCCAAUUUUGUUUUGCAUCGAUGAUGGUUUUCAAUCAAAUUUUCGAUUUAGUCCUUGUCUAUUCUAUGUGAAGAAAGCUGUUCUAUGUUACUGUUGAUUUACAUGUCAUGUGAAUUUCAUUAUUUAUUACUGGGUAUGUAAAAUCAAUCAACUGACGCAAUGCUCCUAAUGAUUAUUCCGAAUCCGAAACAUCAUAAUCAAAUCAAACAGUUCAACAAUUCUCGUCGAGUAUCAGGAAUCAGAACAAAUUGGCUCAAAUGGCACGUUCCCCUUGACCGGAGUCCGGUCCAAUACCGACAAAAAGUACUUCAAAUAAUCGUCAAAUUCCUGGAAUAACUUCUAUGAUCGAGUUUUCCACGAAUUUCUCGCACAACGUUUUCAAAGCAUGGUGAGUAAAAUUUGCUGUCAAUUUAGAAACAGAGUAGAAGUUUCUCAGUUUUCUAAAUCAAUAUUACUCACUUUAUGGCAUUUGAAAUAAAUAAGCAGAAGUUAGUAUAGUGUGCUUUGUAUCUGAUUCUGCGUUGAUCAUUCUACCGUAGAUGCAAAUAAUUGAAGCUGAAAGAGAUCCAAAUUCGUUUCUAUUAAAUGUUUUUCUUCUUUGGUAAUUUGGGAAGCAGUUUGAAUUUAUCUGAAGAUUUAUUAGAUAAUAUUAUUAAAAAAACGAGUAUUAUCAGAAUCAGAUAAACAAUAUAAGCUCGGCAGAAACAAAAUUAAACAAACGUAUCUCAAACAAAUUGCUCUGAUAUUGAAUUCAAAUAUCCUACCCGUUGAACGAUCAAAAAGUUUGACAUUUUUGUUUGUUAUAAUAUCCGGCUACAAAUUAAUAAAAAACUAUCAUGAAUUAUGCAUUUAGAACUAGACUGUUCCUGAACAUACUCUAAGAGCGUGUUGUUAACUGUAGAAAUUUAGAAUUUUAUACGGGAGAAGGAUAAUAGAACUGAAUAUGGAAGAAUUCAACCAAUUUUUCUGCGAUCACUGUGCAGCUCAAGUGGCGAGAUUAGGAAAAAUACGAUUUUUUUUCUCAGGAAUCGAAACAUGUGAAAAUUUGUUAAAAAAAAUUGAUCAUCAAUGAUUCUGUAACUUUCCGUGGUAUGUUUGAUUGAUAUGUAUGGAGAAAUCGUAAGAUCGUUGAAUAUUAAACUCGAGGAAGUGAGGUUGGGUUCUGUUUUCAUAUCUGAUUUUAUCAUAUCAUUCAUAUCUGAUUUUAUCAUAAUCUAAUUGAAACGAACGAAUUUGAUUAGAUAAAUUUUGGUUUUAGUUAGAAUUUCAAAAGGUCUUCGAUUUCAUUUUCCACAAUUUAAAACAUAAUCGGUUUGUUACUCCAUUUUUUAAUUUACGUUGUUCGGUUUUUUGAUUCACAAUCGGAAAUCUUGAUUCACAUUUUCGUGCGCAAAAUGGGCUUAUUUCCACCUCUGAUUUAGAGAUUAAUUGAUAACUUAUGAGUAUAAUACUUGGAAUGUGUCCAAAGAACCACGCUGAUUGUAUUCUUUAAUGCCGACAGAGAACUCACGUUGAAAUUUGUACUUUUUACUAACUUAAACAAAAAAAAUUAAACGUAGAUUUCCUCCUUUAAUUGUUUCUAUCAAUUUUGCAUAUAACUAACAAAAUCCCAUAAGCGAAACCUGCUCUACGAGUGAAUACCUAAUAUGAGCCACUUCUGACUCAGACUAACCAUUAGUUCUGAAUAAGAAAAACUUUUUUCAGUUCGCACAUAAAUUCCGGAAAAAUACUUUCAUUGCUUUAAUGACCUGCUUUUUUAUGCAUUAUAAACACUCUCCUAAACAAGCUACGAAUGAGAAGAGAAGUAAUUCAUUUCGUGAAAAACUUGUCCAUGGUAGUGGAUGGCAUUGCACCAGAAAUUGAUAAUCCGAACGAAUCUACCAGCAACAAGGAUCGGUAGCGGAAUGCAUCGACGUGCAAUUUUAGAUCCGGUCAGCGAGAUGUUAUUUCAAAAACUUUUUCCUCUUUUGCUCGGAGAAUCAUCCUGCCACAGUUAUGGUGGGAAAAGCGAAGAAAAGAUAGAUUAUGAUGGUCGAUGUUUUCAGAUCCUGGGAAUAGAAACUGUGCAAAUUUAUGCAAUGUUUUUUACUAUGUUUGUAAUAAACGAGCAUCAAACAUUGAUUGCGAGCAUUGAACGGUCACAAUUUUACAUGAAACGUUUACAUUGCAUCUUUCCCCUGAAGAUGCAAUUCCAAUUUCAAUAUACUUCCAUCGUUCGAAACGAUAAAGUUCAAAAGAAUUUGAAGUCUAUUGAUCAGGGAAAUUCCAUUGUUGGGACUUGCUCAGCGUCAGAGGGUUUGACGUAAACACCUCGUCAGUUGAUAAAGAAUUAUUCGUGUCAGAGAUCAAAAAGCUGAAAACAGUCAAGUUCAAUUCAGAGCGUCGAAAACUAGUUAAAGAAAAGGUGUUUAGUGAGAACAGGCAGUGACGAAAAAUAAAGAAAACGAAUUUGUUCGGAAACCAUGGUCAAACCAUCAGCUGUCCAAUUCCAAUUCAUUUCAUGUAGCCACUUCGACUAAUGGAACUUGUAAUACUUUGAAACUGAUGGUUCCCAACAGACCAGAUGAAAAGAAAAGAAUAGAAACUGAAACAUCUUCUGAUAAGGGUGUACCAUAAAAUAGUAACGUUUGGUGAGCAUAGAAGUUUAACAUCGUGUUAUUAAUAGCAAAAAUGUACAAGCACCACAAGUUUUUACAAACAAAAAAUGAGAUUAAAAAUUUACUGUCAAAAUAUUGGACACCCGAAUCAAGACUUUUGUUCUUCUCUGUGCCAAACGAGAACGAAGAGAUGUUUCAUUUCCAUUUGCAAUCGUUACAUUACAGCUACAGCACAAAUUACACAACUGAAUAGGUUUCCUCCUACUGGAACGGAUCGUCUCCGUUGUGUUCCGGACAGCAGUUCAUUCGAUCCUUUUUCUCUAUUGUAUUAGCAACAACAACAAAAAAACAUAUCUGAAUUUUAUUUCUAUCAAUGAAAGCUUCCCAGAAGCAAUAAAUAAUUUGAAAGAAAAUAGUUGUACCGAAACAUUCUAGGAAUGAAAUUAUUUUACACACAUUAAUGUUUAGAAGCACUUGUGAAGAUAGACCACGCCUUCGUUCAGAAUGAUGAGAAACUAAAUUGUUGUUCGAUAAAAUAAACGUUAUCUUAGGUUUAAUCAUUAAUUAUUGUUUUUGAAAUGAACUUAUUUCCGGCCUAACCAGCAAACUGGUUUCAACCACGUUAGGCAAUAAAUGUACUCGUGCAGCUCAUUGCUACGGCAUAAAACAAAAAUAUGAAUAACAUUAUUUUGAAAGUACCAUAAACAUUACACCGUAGUAGAAAAAAAUACGAAUAAUAUCUUUGAAACACUGUAAACACAAUGAACGGAUCGCCGCGCGAACCAAAUUGAUAUAAUUGACUAUAUUCACUGUCAAGUCAAUGCCAGAAUCGUCUAUUUAUCGCUGUUAAGUUUUAAGAUAUUAUGAGACCAUGCCAAAGUAGCAGUUACCGACUGUUACCAUUAGCAAGUAAGUGAAUUAAUCUCCAUACUCUGCACUCUCUAGUCGAAAUGGUAAAGCGUAAAAAAAUUCAAAACGUCGAUAAGUAAAUCACACGAUUAAUCUAUCGCUGUUUCCCUGCGUGCUUGCAGGUGCGCGUGAAGCGUCAUAAAGCAUAGGUUGGUGAAAGAAAGCUUUGCUUUAUUCACCACAGUCACCACGUCAAGCGGCAGCGAAAGCGAAGACAUGAACCAUUAGUGGUAAUGUUUCAAGAUAUAAUUUGAAAAUAUGCGUUCACUAUUCCAUUACUGUUACUUUUCAAUUAAAUUACAAUGGAUUCCAGCUUUGAGCAAUAUUCUCUCAAUAGAAAAAAAACACCCUUCCCCGGUUACGAAAAUUUUCCUAUUGACAGAAUAUAUCAAGGUUGGUUUCAGUCUUGUCGUUAGAAUCAAAUAUCCUGUAAAAUCACUUCAAAUUCCAUUUUCCAGUUUUAAUAUUUUGUUAGUAUUUAAACACACCUACACAAGAGAUAAUACAUUAAUAAAUCAAUUAACGAGCUUAAUCGACAUCCUUGUAACACGGAAAGAGGCAGAAAAACAUUGUGUAAAAAGGAAACAAUCAUGCAAAAGGUGAUGACAUUUCGAAGUGAUAUGACAGUAAAGUGAGACCAUGAAAACUGUACAAAGUGAAAGCAGGAAAGAAACAGUAGUGCGGAGCAAUCAAUUUGAGAAGCCUGUUCCGUAGGUGUCGAAUGGUUCUGAGUGGACAAAUAUAACGAUUCAUAGUGACGUUUUUGCGUUCGACUUUUCGGCCCCGCUCUCAGUCGGGAGCUUUCUCAGGGACUUUCGUAGUAUUUUUCUAACCGGAACUGCUCUGAACCCAUGCGGAACUGGCACAACCCAAAUUGAGGCAACCAGAAACGAAAAAAAAGUAGUAAUAAAGAUAGGAAAACGCUAAGUGAUUGUUAAAGUCAUCGAAUUUAAGUAUAUUUAGAACAAGCAAAAGAUCAAAGUCGUAAUGAAACUAUACCCAAACACAAAACUGUCAUCCAUUAGUGUUAGAUAGGUGUUUAAGUGGAUUAUUCUUGAAAAAUAAAACAAGUAUAUUUUCGGAAGGUUAAAAUCGUGGAAGCAUA
Malaya genurostris is the source of this 14646-nucleotide messenger RNA. RefSeq names its product opsin, ultraviolet-sensitive. Gene Ontology annotation, cellular component: membrane. The transcript has 7 exons. Gene Ontology annotation, molecular function: G protein-coupled receptor activity. Lineage: Eukaryota; Metazoa; Arthropoda; Insecta; Diptera; Culicidae. The record is from RefSeq and is a predicted model, not a curated record. Bases 880 to 2289 code for a protein of 469 amino acids. Gene Ontology annotation, biological process: G protein-coupled receptor signaling pathway.